Acaulospora morrowiae is the source of this 580-nucleotide messenger RNA. NCBI's taxonomy places the organism in Eukaryota, Fungi, Glomeromycota, Glomeromycetes, Diversisporales, Acaulosporaceae. The record is from the annotation of a GenBank genome assembly.
GAUAGAAAUACUUACUAGAGAUACAAAGUCCCAUAAGAUCGAUGGGGUUUUGAAAGUUUUUCAAACGAAAAAGUUUACACAGACAAUCAUAAUCAUGGAGUUUUCAUAUGGUCAAUACGCUUCAGAAGACAAGGAUACUGACGAUCAAGUGAAAUUGAGUUGCAAUGCAAAAAGAAUUUUAAACAAAUUACUUGAUAAAGUCCCAUGUGAGAAAGCACGAGUUUAUACUAUUCAAAGUGUUAAUGGAAAUAUUAGUAUAAAAUAUAUGGUGCGACCUUUACCUUCAAUAUAUCUGUAUGAAGAGUUUGUUAGCAUCAAAAUACCUAUGACUUUUGAUGAUAUGGAAGAAUUUGCCAAAAGUAUGCAAACCCUUAUGGAUUUUCAGAAUAAUCAACCUAUAAAUAACAAUCAAACAAAUAUGGUAGGAUAUGGAUCCCCAAUUUUUAAUGGACAUCCUGGCGAAGAUCCAGAAGAUUGGCUUAGAGAAUUUCGAAGAUAUGUAGUGGCUAGUAGAAUAAAUAUUACUCCUGGUGUUGGAGGAGUCGCUGGAAGAGCAGAGGCAUUAGGAUUGGCAAUAUAA